Molecule: messenger RNA, 2457 nt
Organism: Fusarium falciforme
Lineage: Eukaryota; Fungi; Ascomycota; Sordariomycetes; Hypocreales; Nectriaceae
Exons: 2
Coding region: 1-2457 (818 amino acids)
Source: RefSeq, a predicted model, not a curated record
AUGCCGUUCCCGAAAAAGGAACGACGAGCCAUUCAUUCUGUCGACGGAUCUGUGGGUGAGGCAUCUUGGGUGUCCUUCUCCAAAGCCAUCAACGGGUCAUGUGGAGCUUCAGUGCGAUACCACUCGGUCACUUAUGAUGCCGACCGAUGCCCCUCAGAUCUAGUAACGGCACCGAUGCAAGUUUCUAUGAGGGAUGUUGCCGUGAUGGGGUUGACGGCGGGUAUGAAAAUUACGAGCUGUUCAUUCAUGGAAAAGUCCAUCUCGAUGCAGGGCGCCGUCGGCUCGAUUACUAGCUCCAACCAUGCCAUUCUCGGACCGAUACUUCAUUUCACCCCUAGGCCCUUUGCCUCAGUCAUACCUCGGUCUCUAGCACCUGGGAGCGCCGAUGGCAGGGGAAUUGUUGAACCAAGAUGGCUGGCGCGGACAUGGAACGUCUGUACCGUCGCUGGGACGUUCUUCAACUCGCUGAGUAAACGUACUGCUAGGCGCCUAGACGAUCGAUGGACCAGUUAUCAAGAGGAGGCCAACAACCCUACCAGCGCCAAGGCACGCAAAAGAGCGUUCAAACGGGGCGGAAUAAUUCAAUUCGAUCUCAAACAGCUAUACGAUACAGAGGAUGGGGCUGCCGAAGCCGGUGAAAAGCCCGAAGAAGAACAGAACACACAAUUGGUUCCUCAGACUCGAGCCACCAGGUCUGUAACCCGCCGGCCCCAGGACGGCGUUUGGACCAUCACUCAGCCAGAUUCGCCUCCCAGAUCAGGUGUUGUGGAAGACCUUGGAGGCAAAGAAAAAGCCCCAGUGGUGAACGUCCAGAGCGAAGCCGGGGAAGAUGAGGAAGUUCAUGUCACACCAUCACAUCCACCUGAGUCGACCAUUGGCCCGGCCUUGUCUGGAGGGCAGGCUACGACGUCCGUAGAGACGGCUCAGGAGCAACACUCGGGCGGGAAGUCAAAUGCCAAAGAAGUUCCUGAGUCCAGUGGGAUACAUCUCGUUGGGGGUGAAAGGCCUGAGCAUGCACUCCGCCCUGACCAGACCAACGACUCGACGCAAGAGGGCGACAAAGCAUCGAGACAAAGUGAUGAUACUCAACCCGCGCCGGUUCCAAUGCCCACAUUUCAAGGUGAGCCAAAGACUAGUGCAUCAGCAUUUCCGAUGGAAGAUAUCGAUGAGGAACAAGAUCAGAAUGAAUCACGGGGAGUCUCUUUGGAAGCUAGUGAAUCUAGGCCACCAGCACCUCAAGCCGGUGUAGGAGGCUCCCUGGCUACUUUUGGAAGGCCAGUGUCUUCUCUCCUUCUCACACAGACGCCGCAUUGGGGGGGAUCGCCCGAAGGAAGACCCAAAGGGUCGACUAGCCAGCAGCCAAGGAAACGCCAAACGCGGAGACAGGCCACGGUAGAAGACGCACCGGAUAGUGACGAAGAAGAAGGGGCAUCUCGCGAUGGAAGUUCAAUGAACCCCGAAACGCAUGACCGGGGUCUUGCUGCCAAGAUGCGACAAGAAGCACGGAACGAGCGCAGUCGCGAGAUCCAGAGGGACAAAGCCGUUGACGGGUCGGACUCAGAGCCUUCAAGGCCAGUGUCAAUGACAGAAGAGCAGAUGGCUUUUGAGAGAGAGGCGGAACGCCACCAGAGAAGAGAGGAGAGGGAGCUCGAGCGAGACAAGCGGAACAAAUCGCGAGGAAACGUUGUUUCCCUCGAUCGGAUGGACAUGUAUUGGUUCUGCCAGGUGGACAUCUACCAGGGAUUCUGGGCCACGCCAUGGGCGUCUGUCGCGCCCCUGCAGACGUCACUGGUUGGUGCUAUCACCGUUAUCCUGGAGGCGUUACUGGGGUUUCUGGAAGAGAAGGCCAGCUUAAUCUACUGCGAUCCAAGCCUCUUCUACUACCAGACCCAGGGUUGGAUCUCUCGCGGCCGCACAUCGUAUCCGGCCUACGCAAGCAAUGCCCGCGGUGGGGUCAUCGCGCAGGGUGCCUAUAAAGGCGUGCACGUCCCGGCCUUCCAGUGCACCAUCCCAGCGCUCGAGCUACUCUAUUCGUACGACUGGCAGGUGUCUAGCUACCUGCACGACCAGGAACUCCACUGCGAGGAGCAGAAUAUCGAGCUGAUGCGAAUCGACGCCUGGCUCUCCUACGUCGGUCGGACUGACAUGAUCUCGCGCGGGCCCAGGGACCUGCUGAACGGAGCGCCGGCGCUUGUGCAGCUCCUCCAGACCGAGUUUGAGGUCGACUUCAUGAACAUCGACCUCUCGGCCAAGGAAGGCGGUCACCAGGACAUCCAGGGCCUGGCCGAUAAUGUCAUGGACUUCCUCACUGACGAGGAGCUCAACGAGGCCGAGCAGUUGUACAUACUUGUUGCCCUGCUCCGCACCGUCAAGGUGUGCCAGUGCGUGUUGGCUGGAUCGAGCACGGCCGAGAUACACGAGAUUCUCUUGAAAGAUGUUCAAGCACAUCUCGUCUGA